This is a messenger RNA of Stegodyphus dumicola, 797 nucleotides long. RefSeq names its product alpha-crystallin A chain-like. Gene Ontology annotation, cellular component: nucleus; cytoplasm. Gene Ontology annotation, biological process: protein refolding; response to heat. The record is from RefSeq and is a predicted model, not a curated record. Lineage: Eukaryota; Metazoa; Arthropoda; Arachnida; Araneae; Eresidae.
UGAAAUUCCCCAUUUUCAGAAGUGCAUAGUUUAGCUGGUGGUGAUAGAAUACUUCCUUUUUCUGCUGUUUUUUUACGAAUGUCAUCAAACCUCUUCAAGAUGACCUCACCAUUAGCGCCGCUCUAUGCAGGCAUGUCUGACGGUUUACUGCGGAACUGGUAUCUUCCUGAUCGACUCCCACCAUUCCAGCAGUUCCUGACAGGAGCCCUUGGUCCCAAACGUAGCGUUUUGCCCCGAAUCGGCAGAAGUGUUACUGACGCUGGCAAAUUGGCUGUCGGCGAAAUGUCUGACAAAUUCCAAGUCAUCGUGAAUGUGAGUCAUUUCAAGCCCGAGGAGGUCAGCGUGAAGGUCAUUGACAAGUACAUUGUUAUUCAUGGCAAACACGAGGAGAAAGCUGAUGAGCAUGGCUUCGUCAUGCGUGAGUUCACUCGAAAAUACUUGCUGCCAGAAAGUGUGGAUGAAGAGAAGCUGACAUCUACUGUGAGCAAGAAUGGAAUUCUGAUCGUGCAAGCUCCACUGAAGGUGGUGGAACCGCCAGCUAGCAACGUAAAAGUGGUGCCUAUCACCAUCGAAACACCUAACCAAGAUUAUAAAACGACACAGUAACACUGCCUGUGAUUUCUGUAAAGUCGUAUUUCUCAUGUUUGAGUCAUAAGUAUGUUGAGACGCUCUUAGUACUUUUGUUUCAGCGAGCUGUCUGCACUAACUGAAUUAUUCCUGUAAGUUUUACUGUGUUUUGUCACUUUACAACUUUAAUCUAGAAAAAUAACGUUAAUAAAUCGUUGAAGUUUAACAUU